Messenger RNA from Hordeum vulgare subsp. vulgare (domesticated barley), 2041 nucleotides. Its product is annotated as pescadillo homolog. Gene Ontology annotation, molecular function: RNA binding. The record is from RefSeq and is a predicted model, not a curated record. Gene Ontology annotation, cellular component: PeBoW complex; nucleolus. Bases 86 to 1873 code for a protein of 595 amino acids. The transcript is spliced from 14 exons. NCBI's taxonomy places the organism in Eukaryota, Viridiplantae, Streptophyta, Magnoliopsida, Poales, Poaceae. Gene Ontology annotation, biological process: ribosome biogenesis; maturation of LSU-rRNA from tricistronic rRNA transcript (SSU-rRNA, 5.8S rRNA, LSU-rRNA).
AUAACCCUAAACCCUAAAACCCAUCCCCCUCUCUCGUUUUCCUUCCACCCUUCCCCGAAGGGCGACCGCUCCCGCCGCCGCCGCCAUGCCGAAGCACUACCGGCCCGCGGGCAAGAAGAAGGAGGGGAACGCCGCCAAGUACAUCACCAGGACCAAGGCUGUCAAGUACCUGCAGAUUAGCCUCGCCGUCUUCAGGAAACUAUGCAUUCUCAAGGGAGUGUUUCCCCGGGAGCCCAAGAAGAAGGUGGAGGGGAACCACAAGACCUACUACCACAUGAAGGACAUCGCCUUCCUUGCGCAUGACCCUUUGAUUGAGAAGUUCAGAGAAAUCAAGGUUCACAGAAAGAAAGUUAAAAAGGCUUAUGCCAAGAAAAACAGGGAUCUGGCAGACAGAUUGUUGAAUCGACCACCGACUUACAAACUUGAUAGACUUAUCAUUGAAAGAUAUCCAUCUUUUGUUGAUGCUCUCAGAGACUUGGAUGAUUGCCUAACGAUGGUGCAUUUAUUUGCGGCUUUACCUGCCAUUGAGGGUGAACGUGUGCAAGUACAACGAAUCCAUAACUGCCGCAGGUUAAGCCAUGAAUGGCAAGCAUAUAUUUCUCGAACUAAUUCCCUGCGAAAGACAUUCAUAUCUGUCAAGGGCAUAUACUACCAGGCUGAAGUUCAAGGGCAAAAGAUCACUUGGCUUACUCCACAUGCUCUCCAGCAAGUUUUAACUGAUGACGUCGACUUCAAUGUGAUGCUUACCUUUUUGGAAUUCUAUGAGACUCUUCUAGGAUUUGUGAACUUCAAGCUUUACCAUUCAAUAAAUGUGAACUAUCCGCCUAUUCUGGAUUCUCGUCUAGAAGCUUUGUCUGCUGAGCUCUAUGCGCUGUCCCGUUAUAUGUCUUCUGGAAGACUGCCUGGAAAUCCAGAGUCUAAUGGGUUUAUUGAAGACAAAGAGACUGAAAAUGAUAAAGAGAGCUCCAAGACUGACGAGUCUGAGCUCAGAUUGGCACAGCUUCAACAUCAGCUACCUGCUAAUGAACCUGGUGCGUUAAUGCAUCUUGUAGAAGAAUCAACUGCUGAUGAUACAGAGGAGGAAAGCGUUAAAGAGUGCAGGACUUUAUUCAAAGAUCUGAAGUUCUACUUAAGUCGUGAGGUUCCUAGGGAGUCCCUCUUGUUUAUAAUUCCGGCAUUUGGAGGAACUGUUUCCUGGGAAGGAGAAGGAGCUCCAUUUGAUGAAACAGAUCAAGAUAUCACCCAUCAGAUUGUUGACAGGCCAACCCAGAGCCAUGUUUUCCUCUCCAGGCAGUAUGUUCAACCACAAUGGAUUUUUGAUUGUGUAAACAUUCUCAGAGUAAUUCCCACAGAUGACUAUAUUGUUGGAAGGGUGCCUCCACCACAUUUAUCUCCUUUUGUGGACAACGAUCAAGAGGGUCAUAUGCCUGACUAUGCCGUGACCUUGGAGAGAUAUAAAUCUGCCGGUCAAAACCAAGUUAUGCCUCUGCCAGGUGAUGAAGAUCUGGGCAAUUCGAUAGUAGAGGCAAAAUCCGAGCAUGAUGAAUUUGCUAAAAAGAAGAGGGAGUUGGAGAAGCAAGAGAAGAAAUACCACGACGAGCUGAAGAUGGAAAUUGAGGGAACCACUUUCUCUAAUUUGUCGAAUAAGAAGGCUGAUAGUGCACCUGAUGUUGCUGACGAAGAUGAGACCCAGGCAGCUGUUGAACAAGCUGAAAAGGAUGCUGAUGACAUUGCCAAGUCUGUCGUUUCCAGGAAGAAGAGAGGCCUUAUGGAAGCAAUGAAGAUUAGCAAUGAUAGGAAGAAGAGCAAAGUCGAGCUGCUCAAGCAAAGGAAGAAGGCGGCUGAGUCCAGCGCUUCUGCUAAACGUCGUUGAUGUACCGAAUUCAUCAGGCGGCCGCAUACUAUGUUGUAGUAUCCGUUUUGAUGAUACGCUUUUACUAGUCCUUGUGGUGGUAUUUAUGUUGUUUUUGCAUUGACUGGAUGUACUCAGAUACUUGAAUGGAAAAUUUUGAUCUGUUUUAAUCGAUCAUCAUUGUGCUCU